CUCACACAAGAUCUCAUUGAUCACGCUUUUGAUCUCAAUCGAUUAACAUGUCUGCGCAUCUCUUCGACGUCAAAGAGCACAAAGUCGCCGGCUGCCAUAUCCGCGAGUAUCCCGGCUCGACGGUCGACCAGGAGGAUGUGCUGUACCUGCAUGUGAAGCAGUACGUCCCGCAUGAAGCGCAAACGCCGCGCUCUCCGACGACGAACCCAGCGAGAGAUGCGGUGACGUUUAUUGCGGCGCAUGCGGGCGGGAUGCCAAAGGAGGUGUAUGAGCCGCUUUGGGACGAGAUGCUGCUGCGGUCGAAGGAGCAUGGGUUUGCGAUACGGGGGAUCUGGAUUGCGGAUGUGAGCAAUCAUGGGAUGAGUGGGGUGUUGAAUGAGGGGAAGAAUAGCACGGAUUAUUCGUGGAUGGACCAUGUGCGCGACUUGCUGCUUGUUGUCAAUGAGUUUAGGCAUGAGAUGCCGAGACCGUUGGUGGGGAUUGGGCAUAGCUUUGGGGGGAAUCAGAUCGUCAACCUCGCCCUCAUCCACCCCCGCCUCUUCACCACCCUCCUCCUCCUCGACCCCGUCCUCCAACACCGCCAGCCCUACAUGGGCUUCGCCUGCACACCCCCCGGCGUAACAAACUGGGCCCUCCACAAACCAGACCUCUUCCCCUCCCGCUCCGCCGCCAUCGCCACCCUCUCCACCCAACCCCCCUUCACCCGCCUCGACCCCCGCGUCCUCACCCUCUACCUCGCCCACGCCCUCCGCCCCCUCCCCACCCCCCUCUACCCCUCCAUCCCCGCCGCCCUCGCCUCCCUCGGCCUCGCAGACACACACUACUCCCCGCACGACCCCCCCGUAACAUACACCACCACCCGCACAUCCGAGCUCCUCACCCUCAACAGACAAAACUUCGCCGCCGCAAAGGGCCGCUGGAAUCGAACCACACACCCCGACCUCGAUCUCCUCUCCAACGGCUGGGCAGGCAGUCCCGACCGCAUAACACACCCGGACCCCGAUACCCCACCCCCUAUCUUCCCCAUGUACCGCCCCGAAGCAGGCCUCACGCACGCCCGUCUGCCGCAGCUGCGCCCGUCCGCGUUCUUCCUGCUUGGGCGGCGGACGUGGCUUGCGCUGGACGAGCUGCGUGCGGGGAUCGCGAGUUGUGGGACUGGGGUUGGGGGCAGUGGAGGGGUGGGGGCGGGGAGGGUGGAGUCGGUUGUGCUGGAGGGGCAGGGGCAUUUUUUUCCGUUGGAGGUGGUGGGGGAGUGUGCGGGGAGGUGUGCUGGGUGGGUGGGGAGGGAGAUGGAGAGGUGGAGGGGGGAGGAGAGGGCGUGGGUGGAGGGGCGGAAGGGGGUGGAUCAUGGGAGGUUGGAGGGGGAGUGGUUUGAGGUUAUUAGGCCUCCGGGGAGUUUUGGGAGGGGGGCGAAGGGGGGCGCGAAGAUGUAG
Molecule: messenger RNA, 1433 nt
Organism: Pseudovirgaria hyperparasitica
Lineage: Eukaryota; Fungi; Ascomycota; Dothideomycetes; Acrospermales; Acrospermaceae
Exons: 4
Coding region: 48-1433 (461 amino acids)
Source: RefSeq, a predicted model, not a curated record